Molecule: messenger RNA, 1341 nt
Organism: Oryzias latipes (Japanese medaka)
Lineage: Eukaryota; Metazoa; Chordata; Actinopteri; Beloniformes; Adrianichthyidae
Source: RefSeq, a predicted model, not a curated record
GAACAAACCCAAUCUUCAUCCACUUUCCGGGGACUCGAACGUUUGUGCUUUCAUAACGCCUGAAAGGGUUUUCAUACCUUAUAUAACAGGGAAACUCGUUCAGCAUCAGACAGAAAUGACCGGCCUGAAGAGGGUUUUUUGUAAAAACCCGCGCUUGACAGAGCUUGUGCGAAAUGGGCUUUGUAGAUGUUUCCACGCUGAACACGUGAGGCUCGAGUCCAGUGGACUUCCCAUAAUUCAUCACAGCAAGUAUGUAUGCGAGCUCCCAGCCAACCACAGGUUUCCAAUGGGCAAGUUCCCUCGGGUUUUACACUUUUUGCUUAAAGACCAAGUUAUCACAGAAAAACAAGUGUGGGUCCCUGAAAUCGCCUCCAGAGAUCUGCUGAGCUGCGUGCACACGGAGGACUAUCUGAACAAGUUCCUAAGUGGGAAAACAAGUGAGCAAGAACAGAGGAGAACAGGCUUUCCCUGGAGUGAGGGCAUAGUCUCACGCUGUCGAUACGAAACGGGUGGGACCGUUCUGGCUGCUGAAGCUGCUCUGCAGAGAGGUCUGGCAUGCAGCACAGCAGGAGGAACCCAUCAUGCUUUUCCCGGCUACGGCUCAGGGUUUUGUCUGCUCAAUGACUUAGCGGUCGCAGCCAAGUAUUUGAAGGAAGACUGUCCCACCAAGAGAAAGAUUCUGAUCGUGGAUUUAGACGUACACCAGGGGGAUGGUACCGCUUUCAUAUUCAAAGAGGAGCCAGCUGUGUUUACAUUCUCUGUGCAUUGUGGGAAAAACUUCCCCCUCCGCAAACAAGAAAGCGACCUAGAUAUCAGCUUGGAGGAUGGGCUUGAAGACGAGGAGUACCUCUCCACUGUAGAAGCUUACCUGCCAUGGCUGCUGCAGACGUUUCGUCCAGACCUGGUUCUGUACGACGCAGGCGUCGAUCCCCACUGGGAAGAUGAACUUGGCAGACUUCAUCUUACCGACCAAGGUCAUCUUCUCGCCUUCUCAUACGGCAUUUCUUUACCUACAUGCGACUUGAAGUCCUUUAACAUCUCCCUAGGGCUCUACCGGAGAGACCUGUUUGUGAUGAAGACCACGGUGAAUCAAGGUGUUCCUAUUGCCACUGUUAUUGGUGGAGGAUACUCGAGAGACAUGGACAGACUGGCCCUCAGACACUCCAUCGUCCACAGAGCAGCCACUCAGGUUUGGAGGGAGUGUGGAAUGUAACAAUGUCUCCACUGAUGGAGCUCUGUCUCUGGACUGUUUCCAGGCUUCUGUGCACCAACACAUAGAAAUAAAAUAAAACAGCCAGGUUAUUGGGAAGAUGAGAACAAUAAAGAUCCACUUUGAUAUCA